Messenger RNA from Crotalus tigris (Tiger rattlesnake), 2677 nucleotides. It is a transcript of the gene APMAP, whose product is annotated as adipocyte plasma membrane associated protein. Lineage: Eukaryota; Metazoa; Chordata; Lepidosauria; Squamata; Viperidae. The transcript has 9 exons. The record is from RefSeq and is a predicted model, not a curated record. Gene Ontology annotation, biological process: biosynthetic process. Gene Ontology annotation, molecular function: strictosidine synthase activity. Bases 137 to 1384 code for a protein of 415 amino acids.
ACCUGGAGCCAGAGGCGGGGUUUCGUGGUGUGGGUCGGGAAGCGGCGCUGCUCUUCGGUUUUCUCAAGCGAGCUUCGGCGGCGCGGUUGAGCGACCGUGGUUGGUUUCUGUAUCUCGGAGGGACGUUCAUCGCAACAUGAAUGAGGCUGAAGGCCUGCGGCAGCGUCGGCCCGUUCGGCCGCAAGUGCUCACCGAAGAGAACGCGGCGCAGGCAGUCAAGGAUAGCAGUACUUACAGCAACAGGGUAUUUCGUGUAACUUUCAUGACUUUAGCUGUGUUAUUAAUUAUCCCAUUAUUUGGAGCGCUCAUUUUUCUGGAUUGUCCAAUAGACCCUCAGCCUAUUAGCUUUAAAGAACCUCCUCUUCUUACUGGUGCUUUAGAGCCAAAUGUUAAGCUUCGACAAGCAGAAAGAUUAUUUGAAAAUCAGCUUAUUGGACCAGAAUCUAUUACAAAUAUUGGUGAUGUGUUAUUUACUGGUACUGCUGAUGGAAAAAUUGUGAAGAUUGAAAAUGGGAAAAUUUCCACUUUAGCUCGUCUUGGCCAUGGUCCUUGUGGUACAAAAGAAGAUGAGCCUACAUGUGGGAGACCACUAGGAAUCCGUGUUGGACCAAACAAUACUCUUUUUGUUCUAGAUGCCUAUUAUGGGCUGUUUGAAAUAAAUCCUGACUCAGGUGCAGUCAGGCCACUUGUGUCUUCAAAGAUUCCUAUUGAAGGGAAGAACAUGUCCUUUGUGAACGAUCUUACAAUGACUCGAGAUGGAAGGAAAAUCUAUUUUACAGAUUCUAGUAGUAAAUGGCAGAGAAAAGAUUAUUCCUUAUUAAUCAUGGAGGCUACAGAUGAUGGACGCUUAUUUGAAUAUGACACAGUGACAAAGGAAGUCAAAGUCUUAAUGGAAGGACUGAGAUUUCCAAAUGGAGUCCAGCUGUCUCCUGCUGAAGACUUUGUGUUGGUGGCCGAAACAGUUAUGGCAAGAAUACGAAGGUAUUAUGUAUCUGGACUGAUGAAAGGUGGAGAGGAUCUAUUUGUCGAAAACAUGCCUGGUUUUCCAGACAACAUUCGUUUAAGCAGCUCUGGAGGUUAUUGGGUAGCUAUGUCAGCUAUUAGAGCAAACCCUGGAUUUUCUAUGGUGGAUUUCUUAUCUGAAAAACCAUGGAUUAAAAGAAUCAUAUUGAAGCUGCUCAGUCAAGAAACUGUGAUAAAAUUUGUGCCCAAGUACAGCCUUGUGGUAGAAUUAAGUGAUACUGGAUCCUACAGAAGAAGCUUCCACGAUCCAAAUGGAAUGGUGGCAACACAUAUAAGUGAAGCACAUGAAUAUAAUGGACAUCUGUAUUUGGGAUCUUUCCAAUCCCCUUUUAUUUGUAGGUUGGACCUUAAGGAUGUCUAAUUCUGAGUUGAAAGCGUUACUGCUGUCGCCUUGAAUUACUCUAGAAUGACAUGGCUGAAACACACAUUUUGGACAAAAAUAAAGAAUGGAAGCACAGUCAGUCAUGAGCACUGUUUAAGUAGCAGGAUGCAGAAUUAGUCCUUAUUAGGCAUGCCAUACUUAAAACCUGUGAAUUACCUUGUUUAAAUUCUCUUUCAAAAUGGUGGGCUGUGUAGAUGUUUUUGGUGCACUGUACCAUCUCUAUAGCACCUUUAUUACCUUUCCAGAAGGUAAAUAAAAUACAAAAUUACCUCAUGAAACAAUAUUUGUUGCAUUUAAUAUUUUAGAAAUGCUAUUCAAAUCUAUUAUAUGUAUGUGGUCAGCUUUCCAAAGUUCAAAUUUUUGUCCUGUAAAUGCAUCAUUGCUCUGAAGUUGCUAAUCUUAGAUGAACUAAUGCAGUAAACGUAUUUCCAGUUUGAAUCACUAUAAUGCAUGCACAUUAUAAUAGCAAUGCUAUUUAUAGUUGUCUUAAUAAAUUCAGCAUACUGCAGCUAUAAUUCCAUUUCUAGUCAAUACUAUUUUCUGCAUGGAUGGUUUUAAACACAUGAAAUUACUUGUAAAGAAGUCUAAAUCUGAGACUAAUGUAGCUUAAUUUUGGAAAAGCUGGUUCAACUGCCCUAUUGUUCCUCUAUUUAAUCAUUGGCAUAACUCCUUCAGGCAGAGGAAUGUUUUAAUAUUGUGAGGGGGGGGGGUGUAAAAAAAAAGUCAGGAUGGCAGCCAUAACCAUGCAAUCAAAGCUCUACUGCUUUUUUUAAGUGUGUCACUAUAUAUAUUAAAAAUUGAUGGGGCUGUGGGCAGAUGAAUGUGGUGACAUUUUUUUUAUCUGUCAACUGCAUAAAUCCAUUUAAUAGCCCUAGCUUUUAAAUGAGGGAUCACCUCUAAUGCUGCUGAAUAUAACUCUCAAUCCAACAGACAUGUUGGACAUGUUGCAGUCCAGUAACAUGUAGGAUAUUGUCAUUUCUCCAUCUUGUAUUAAAUUCUCAUACCAUUUCAUUGGUAUACAGUGGUACUAAUUUCCAAAGAAGCCUUUAUGCCUCUAUCAGCUGAUUAAAACUUCAUUAAUUUAAUAUGAAAUAUGAGAUUUAAUCUAAAGUCUGUUAAUUAUGACUUAAAACUUCUUUUUCAGAUACAUAAGAAACUAAUCUUGGUUACCCAAAACAUAUUUUUACUAAAAAGAUUUGGCAUUAUAAAAUUAAGUGCUUUCAUUAUGUGUGAACAAUUUUUUUUUAAAUGUUAACAUAAAGAAUUUAAAAA